This is a messenger RNA of Metarhizium brunneum ARSEF 3297, 1161 nucleotides long. It is a transcript of the gene APD1, whose product is annotated as Actin patches distal protein 1. Lineage: Eukaryota; Fungi; Ascomycota; Sordariomycetes; Hypocreales; Clavicipitaceae. The record is from RefSeq and is a predicted model, not a curated record.
AUGUCACCCCAUUCUACGACGCCCCGGUCCCUCCCGCGCAUGCCCGUGAAGCAGAAAAUGGCCGUUUCGCUCAAAUCACUCAUGUCGUCUGUCCUGGGGGGCGGCAAGGCAUCCACGCCUGCCUACGACGAGCUGUUUGAAAAGACGGACCCGCAGAAGGACGGGGAGGAGUGCCUGCACGACUGUGAUGGCUGUACGGUACGGUAUCCGAGGGGAUUCAAGAUUGAUGAGGAGGAUGUGCUGUAUGGGCAGGUCAAGGGGUGGAGUACGCAUGUGUUGGUGGGUACGGGGAAGACGGACUGGGUGAGAGAUGUGGGGGAUGAGAAGGGGAGUGUCAUGGAGGCUAUUAGUAAAGCGGAUGGACCGACGAACGGGAGACUCAUGCUUUCGGCAUCAAAUAUGCCCACACCACACGACACAAGCGACUACUCAGAACCUACAACUGUUCUCCUACUCCCCGCCUUCACCCUCGUGGAAAACGUCCACCCAACCAACGUCACUACUCUCAUCACCGAGCUCAUCAACAAGGCACCGACAACCAUGUCACCGCUCACAACUCCUUCUCUCCCCAAGUCGCUCCCCGGUCUGGAUGCUGAUGUGCCCGUCCUGGAAACAAAAGCCUGCCCUCACAGCGCCGUCAUUCUGAUGUGCAGCCACAGAACACGAGAUGCCCGGUGUGGCCAGAGCGCGCCUUUACUACGGAAAGAGUUUGAACGGCACUUACGACCCCUGGGACUGUAUCGCGAUCUGCACGACGAGAGACCAGGUGGCGUCGGCAUUUACUUCAUCAACCAUGUCGGUGGGCACAAGUAUUCUGCUAAUGUCAUGAUUUACCGGAGACCGAAUGCUUUUGGGCAAGAUGAAGUUGUUGAGGCGGCUGGACAUUCAGAUUCAACAGCGACGAAUGGAAGCUCAAACGGCACCAACGGCACUUCCAAUGGUGCCUCGAAUGGCACCUCGAAUGGCACCUCGAAUGGCACCUCGAAUGGCGAUGGUGCGAAGCCCGACGUUGGUGCCGCGCAAGGCAUCUGGUUAGCGAGAGUAAAACCCGAGGACUGCGAGAAUCUUAUUAGAUAUACUGUUCUGAAGGGCAAGCUGGUCAAACCGGAGAGCCAAUUACGGGGUGGUUUUGACAGAGUGAAGGGACUAACGAGUUGGUGA